GAAGAAGAACAACGACAGCACCGUAGAGGAAGAAACCAGCUGUUUUUUUCCCCUCUCAUAGUACUGUUGACUCUUUUUCAGCAGCAUCUUUGGAUAAAAAAGCCGAGAAUCAGCUCUGAAGGGUGUGGAUGUUUCAUUUUGGUUUGAAGAAUCAGGAAAAUCGCACGUCCAUGUGUUUGAUGCAGGAGUAACGGUAGGAAAGUGUAAAUGUGUUGAUUAUUGGGGCUGAGACAUCACUGACACGUAGGACUGCAAUGGUGAAAUUGGCCGUUUGUCUGUUUAUGGAGUUACUGUCAAAGAAAUUAUCUGAGUCAAAAGCACUUUUACGAAGAAUAAGUAAUUAAAGGUGAACUGUGUCAGUUUGCAAAUCUGAAGAAUCGUGUCUGUAUUUAAGAGAAAACAUGUAUUUGUCUCUUUAAUUGUUGACCUACUCCAAUCUUUGGAGCAUCUGUAAAAUGUUAUGUGUUUGUCUUUUCUCCACACAGAUGUCAGGCAGGGGCAGGCUGGUGCCCUGCAUGUGUCUGGGGCUGUUUGUUGUCCUGUGCUGGGUCUGGGUCUCCUUUGCCUCUUUUCCAGACGAGCAGCUUCCCCUCGAGGCCUGGGAUGCAGCGGACCGAGGAGCCUUUCAGCCUCAGAGUGCUCUAUCAGAGAUGGAGUUUGCCUCCAUCAGCUCAUACACAGGACCUGGCAACAGUGACCGCCGCAGCAACAAAGAGCUACCCAUUCUCCUCUGGUGGAGCGGAGGACUGUUCCCACAUUUUCCUGGUGACACUGAGCGCAUAGACUGUGCCACAUCAUCCUGUCUGGUCACAAGCAAUCGCAAGGUAUCAAAGAUAUUUAACCUUGGUUCAGAUAGAGGGAGUGUGGUCAGUUUAAUCUAAUUACGAUGUGAAGGUGUUCUGACAGAAAUCUUAUGUACGAACUUUUAAGGUCCAGCAGUACAAACGGACAGCAUCCAUCAUCUUUUAUGGAACAGACUUUAGGGCAUAUGAGGCUCCGCUCCCUCGUCUCCGCCAUCAGACCUGGGCACUGUUCCAUGAAGAGUCGCCUAUGAAUAACUACUUUCUCUCCCAUGGCCCGGGAAUCAGGCUGUUUAACUACACAGCCACGUUUCGCAGGGAGUCAGACUAUCCAUUGACCCUGCAGUGGCUCCCCUCUCUGGACUACCUGCUGGAGCCUGUAGCUGUGACCCUGGAGGAGAAGAACCGAUUGAGGAGGGAGGGCUUGGCUCCUGUGCUUUACAUGCAAUCUCACUGUGAUGUUCCAUCAGAUAGAAACAGAUAUGUCCAGGAGCUCAUGAAGUACAUCCAGGUACAGUAUAAAGAUGUUAUAUCUGGGUUAUCAUCAUAAAGAGGCACGCUUGGUGAGCUACUUGUCUGAUUACUACAAGUACAGUUGAUAUAAAAAGUCUACACACCCGUGUUCAACUGCCAGGUUUUUGUCCUGUAAAAGAAUUAAAUCAAGAUAAAUAAUUUCACUACUUGUUCCACCUUUAAUGUGACCUAUAACCUGUACAACACAAUUGAAAAACAAACAGGAAUCUUUCGGGGAGGUGAAGUCAAAAUAAACAACUGAAAUCAUGUGGUUGCGUAAGUGAAUCCCAUCGAACAUUUGCGGGGUGAUCUGAAGAGGGCUGUGCAUAGGAGAUGCCCUUGCAAUCUGUCAGAUUUUGAGCGGUUUUGCAAAGAAGAGUGGGCAAAUAUUGCCACAUCAAGAUGUGCCACACUGAUAGACUCCUACCCAAAAAGACUGAGUGCUGUAAUAAAAGCCAAAGGUACUGCAACAAAGUAUUAGUUUAAGGGUGUGCAUAUUUCUGCAACCAGGUUAUUUUAACUUUUUUAUUUUUUAUUUUCCCCCCUAAAGGUUUCAUUUUGUUUUUCAAUUGCAUUGUACAGGUUAUAGGUCACAUUAAAGGUGGAAAAAGUUGUGAAAAUAUUUAUCUUGCUGUCAUUUUCUUACAUCACUAAAACCUGGCAGUUGAACAGGGGUGUGUAGACUUUUUAUAUCCACUGUAAACAUGAGUUUCAGUUGCACAAUCACAAAUAGUAGCAUAUCUAUUUAUUUAAAAAAAAAGGUUUCACAGAUAUUUAUAACCACACCUUUAUCAUGCUGUAGUUGUUUGUUUUUGAAGUUUAUUUUCUAAAAGUCAUAGUGCACUCAUGAGAUUUUUGUGACAUUAUUAAAAUGUGAUCCUCAGCCUUUCAUUGCAAAACUGGAUAGUCUUAUUUAAUUGUCUUGUUUUACCUUACUUCUCAGUCAUCCUUUACAAUUUGAACCCAACUGUAGCCUUUCUUUACAUUAAAACUUCCUCACUGUUAAUAACCGUUGGCUUGUGUGUACUUUAAGAACACACUGUAAAAUCUUUCAGAAACAUGCAUGUCACAUGAAUCCCACCCCUGUAAAAGGACACCCAUCUGUAUGAUACCAAGGGACUAUUCAAAUAUUGUUCAGUAAUGGUUUUAUAAGACAUAGACCUAAAUUUAAAUUGCUUUAAUUUGAAUAAGCUUAACGUUUACUGAGUCUACCCUGUCUACUUUUUGUUCUUCCUCACACAUUGUUUAUUCGUUUUUGUAGGUGGACUCUUACGGUAAAUGCCUGAACAACAAAGCUCUUCCUCAGCAUCUGGAGGACACAUCCACAGCCACAGGAGAAGAACACAGCUUUAUGUCAUUUGUAGCCCGCUACAAGUUUCACCUAGCACUGGAGAAUGGUCUGUGUCCAGAUUAUAUGACAGAGAAGCUGUGGCGGCCCCUCCAUCAAGGCUGUGUGCCCGUCUAUAGAGGCUCAUCUGUGGUGGCAGACUGGAUGCCAAAUGACCACACAGCUGUCAUCAUAGAUAACUUCCCCUCUCCAAAAGCUCUCGCUGACUUCCUCAAACAUCUGGAUGAGAAUGAUGAGGAGUAUGCAAAGUAUUUAGAGUUUAAAAACGUCAAAAGCAUAACUAAUGCUCGCUUGCUGGAGGCCCUAGAGACACGUGAAUGGGGGGUGAAUGACAUGAGUAAGCCGAACUACCUGAAUGGGUUCGAAUGUUACGUGUGUGAUCAGGAAAAUGCAAGGCUGGCAGCGGAACGAGCCUAUAGGAAAGCACCUACGAAGAACAAACCCCCUCAGCCUAAAAUGGCUAACAACUCUCACAUGGGUUGCCCCCUGCCCCGCCCAGGGUUCGGAAGUGUUCAAGAUUUACCCGAAGAUGAUGGGUGAGCGUUUCUGAACUUCUUACCCAUGCUAUGUGUGGAACUGUUCUACUUUUUAAACUUUAAUUUGAAUAAAAAUGUCCCAAGGGAAGGGUAAUCAGCCUAUUUUAAUGGUCUAAUUAAAAUGUCCUCCAUCAUGAGCCUAAUCUGUUUAUAUAUCUACCCGCAGAUGGUUGCAAAUAUGGCCGCAGGAUUACUGGCAGAGCCUGGACCAAGCAGAGGGGCUGGAGUCCCUGAUAAGACAUAACGAGUCAGACCCUUCGUUCCUGUGGAAGCACAUCCAAAACAUUGCUGUGAGCAGAGCCAGAGGAAAACACUGACACAGGCCUUGAAACAAACAGAGGAUGGCGAGCGGCCAGGAUCACAGGGGUGUCCCAUAUUAUGCAUUGCCUUUGUUUAAAUGAGGGGAAUGAAGCAGAAAUGACUCAUUCUUCUGCACCUGAGCCAAACUCCCUUUACCCUUACGAGCAUUUUGGUUACACUCUAACAGAUUUAGACGCCAUAUUUAGCCAAUAUGGUAGUUUUGUCCUUUGUCUCAAAUCCAGUUACGGGAAAAUAAUGUUUCAGUUAGCUAUACGCUAAUAUUUCCACGUUUUAUCACCACGACAGAGGGGCCAUCAUUACUUAUGCUCUGCUUUGCAUUGUUAACAUUAACUGCAUGCAGUGCAGUUGUUCCACAGAGGCACAUUCUCAUGGGAGGUGGCUUUCCAUUGGACUGGGAGGGAGCCAAAGACUUGUCCUCAGCAUCAAGGGAGCUGUGCCUAACUGUGUGUGAAGACCAUCAAGACUAAAGCCACUGAGCUGCAUUAGCUUCUGUACAGUGACUCUGCAGGUUGCUAAUGGUUAUUAGCUGAAGUCACUUUUAUGUACACUUCUUUUUUAAGUGACUAUGCAAGAAAAAGCCCACUGAGGAGUAAGGAAAGGAAAAUGUAGAGUUCAGCACAUUUCCCUGAAGAACAUCUCUUAUAUUUGUAAAGUAGUGCUCAGGAACUGUUCAACAAUCAACGACUUUUGUACAAGAAUCCUUAUAACAGAACUGUUUCCUGUUCCAUGAUACUCAUCAUGUUUAUGUGCAAUAACUUUUUUUCAAUGCUCCUCUUAAACAUGUUACUGCUUAAGACUCCAUAACAGCCAUAUGUCUCUACUGGCACACUGUCUUGUGUCACAUAUUUGUAGGCAGGAUUUUGUAAAUCAUUUUAUUUUAUUAACAAAGUAUCACAAGUUUACACUCUAUUUUGUAAGAAGAAAAUAAGCAAACAUUUUGUAACAAAGUCAUUGUCCUGAAUAACUAUUGCUGCCAAAUAAUAAUAUAGUAACCCAUAUGCCAGUAUUAGCCUGCUAAAUGUUGCACAGACUCAUCCUUCAUUGUUCACUGAGGCAGAUACAGCUGUCACCAAAAGGAAAAAAGAACAUCACAAGCUUGUACAAUAUGUGGGAGAAACUGGAAAUUUCACCUAAUGUAAGAGUCAACAGUAAGUAAUAACAGUGUUCUCUGUAACAGUGUCUUUGAUCGCCCUGUACCUCAUCUGUGCCCAGUCUAAACCAGGCAUGGUCCAAACUGUUUGACUGACCGGUUCUCUCUUUAUAUGCAAAUGAACAUGAAGUGAAGAGGGUGAGGAUGAGAGGCCGCUGAAAAGCUUCCACAAUCAGAUUUUGGCGUAGCAGCUGUCGCAGUGGACUUUCUUAUCAUGUAGAAACAUGCAGUGGAGAAGGUCUCCCAUCGGCCUUUCACAUACGGCGCACUGAAAAACAAGGAGACUCUUAUAAAUCCAAUUAAUAAUGAAAUGCAGGGAAGGGCAGCACUGUUACUGGAAUUUUCUUGUUCUUGUUCAUUGCACCGCAACACACUAUAUACAAAACUGGGGCAGCUAUGAAAGCAUAAUUAAGCAGGUAAUGGAACUAGAAACAUGCAACAGUUAAACGUACAUUAUAUUUCAGGAAAAAAAGAUUUUGAACAAUUAGAGAUGGUAUGCCGAUUGUAUGGAUGAGGAUUGGGUCCACAAGAAGAGAAAAAUAAUGACAGGAGGGAGAUUUUUUUUAUUUCAAUUUCAAGACUGAAAUCGAAAUUUUAAAAAGUCAAAAUUUCAACUAUUCACGUCGACUUUAAUCUCAAAAUUCUAAUUUUUUUUUAAUCUCGAAAUUUUGACGUUAUUGUUGACAUUUUCUUGAAAUUUCAACUUUAAUGUCCUUCCUGUAAUUAAUUUUUUUCUCUUCAUGUGGCCCAAAUCCUUUUUUGUACGACUGAGUGAACGAGGUUCAGUUCAAAGAAAUAAUUUUGGCUGCCUUGAGUAAAAUAAAAGGAUAAAUAUCAUGCUUUUUGUAACUCAAGGUUUGCCUGUUAUAGCUACUUAGGAGCAGGUCCCCUUACAUGGGGAGAAUUUCAGUCUAAAAUCUGAAUGCUAUAGAAUGUUCAGUUUCCCCAUUUCUACACACUACACCCCUAAGUUUAGAAGAUUUUUAUGUUUCCAUGACUUGAAGAGUUGAAAUGCAACAGAAACUGUCAAUGUUGGACACAUAUUUCAUGUCAGUCAGUGCCCUGGUUUGGCAACACUUGUCAAAAAACGUCCCCCUGCAGAUUUAUGAGACAGAUGUAAGAGUGCUAAAUAACUUAUCUUGGUAAGAGCAAUGAAAACCUAUGGAUAUGUUGA
Molecule: messenger RNA, 5842 nt
Organism: Xyrichtys novacula (pearly razorfish)
Lineage: Eukaryota; Metazoa; Chordata; Actinopteri; Labriformes; Labridae
Source: the annotation of a GenBank genome assembly